Messenger RNA from Nylanderia fulva, 1597 nucleotides. Lineage: Eukaryota; Metazoa; Arthropoda; Insecta; Hymenoptera; Formicidae. The record is from RefSeq and is a predicted model, not a curated record.
AACGCUCCUGCUAUAAUGUAUAUAAAGGUUGGGAUCCCGACGAAUAUUCGAGGUAGAUCGUCAUCAGACAUGUUCGGGAAGAUCAUCCUAACGCUCUCGGCCCUGGCCUGGGCCAGCGCUCAGAUUCCUAAUAUAGGAUUCUGUCCGGAAUACAUACCUAUGGCGAACUUUGACAUGCAGAGGUUCAUUGGUGUUUGGUAUGAGGCCGAGAGAUAUUUCCAAUUGACCGAAGUGGUAUCAAGAUGCGUCAUGACUAACUAUACCAAAGGCACCGAUGGCAGAUAUCACGUGAGCAAUCAAGUUACCAAUCGAUUUACUGGUGUAAAGAGGAUACUGGACGGCGAAAUUAAGCCCGCAGCUUCCAAGGCUGAGGAGGGUAAAUUCCACGUUAAAUAUACCACAAUUCCACUGACACCUGAAACCAAGUACUCGGUACUCGAAACGGAUUACGACAAUUAUGCAGUUAUGUGGAGCUGUCAAGGAAUUGGUCCUGUUCAUGCACAAAAUGCCUGGGUAAUGACAAGGGAACGAAUACCGUCUGGAGAAGUACUUCAAAAAGCUUACGGCGUUCUUGACAAGUACAAGAUAUCGAAGACAUUCUUCGUGAAAACCGAUCAGGCGGAUUGCGCCUAUCUGGAUUCUCGCCUGACAGAGAAACCUACCACGGAGAAACCGGCGAGAUCGGCGAGUGCUCAAAAUACCGUCGAGUCGAGCGUUAAAUCGGCCCCGAACGACAAAACUCCCAACAUCGAAGCGAGGGAAGAAGCGGAAGUUUUGGCCGAGAAAUCGUCCCUCGACAUCCCGCUGAUCAUAGUGGAGGAAUCCGCAAAGCUCGAGCAGCCCGUGGAAACCAUUCCCGAACGAAUCCUGAAGAUAGCCGAGACGAUAAAAGAGGAGGGCGACGUUCAGGAUAAAACCAUCAUUGUCGAAGUUAAGGAGAAGAUCGCCCCGGAAAACGUGAAGGAGGAGAAGAGCGAGUAUCCGAAUAAGAAAAUGUUACGGAUAUUUGUUAUCGUUAUCAUCGCAAAUGCAGCGAUGGCCCAGGUGCCAUUUUUGGGAACGUGUCUAAAUUUGGAGACAAAGCAACAGUUCGAACUUGAUAAAUAUUUGGGCAAAUGGUACGAAGUCGAGAGAUACUUUGCAUGGUUCGAGUUUGGUGGAAAGUGUGUGACAGCUAAUUACAGUCUGAACAUGAAUAACACGGUGAAGAUAACGAAUAGGCAAAUUUCGUCAUUAACUGGAGUUGCAACGGGUAUCGAGGGCAUUGGAAGGUUAAUUGGCAAACCCGAUGAUCCUAAAUUGGCCGUCACUUUUCCAUCCUUGCCAAUAUCGUUCGACGCGCCUUAUUGGAUUCUAGAUACAGAUUACAAUACAUACAGCGUAGUAUGGAGCUGCACGAAUCUCGGAGUGUUCAACGUACGAAACGUUUGGAUUUUAACGCGAGAGCCGAAACCGCCAAUCGCAGUUUUAGAGAAAGCUUACCAAAUUAUCGAUAAGAACAACAUUAGCAGAGCAUACUUUAUUCGUACGGAUCAGAAAAACUGUCCGGCUUCGUAUUAAAGAUGAUUCAUUGUGACAAUACACAUUUUGAAUUACG